Molecule: messenger RNA, 3644 nt
Organism: Pristis pectinata (smalltooth sawfish)
Lineage: Eukaryota; Metazoa; Chordata; Chondrichthyes; Rhinopristiformes; Pristidae
Gene: synpra
Product: synaptoporin a
Exons: 6
Coding region: 117-1031 (304 amino acids)
Cellular component (GO): synaptic vesicle; synaptic vesicle membrane
Source: RefSeq, a predicted model, not a curated record
CGGCAAUUUCCGACAAAUCCGAACCUUGAGAGAGUUACAUUGGGAGCUGUCAACAGCGGCUGGACUUCCUCUCAUUGUAGCCUUCACACCAAUCAACAUCAUCACAACCUUCAGAAAUGGACAUAAUUAAUCAGCUUGUAGCAUCUGGUACAUUUCGCGUCGCGAAGGAGCCUCUGGGGUUUCUGCGCCUCCUGGAAUGGAUUUUUGCAAUCUUUGCAUUUGCAACAUGUGGUGGUUACUCAGGAGCACUGAAAGUCAGUGUGGAUUGUGCAAACAAAUCAGAAAGUAACCUGAACAUAGAGAUUGGAUUUUCUUAUCCUUUCAGGUUACACCAAGUGUACUUUGAUGCACCCACUUGUGAAGAAAAAAAGCAGGAGAGGCUUUUUCUGAUAGGCGACUACUCUUCAUCCGCUGAGUUCUUUGUCACCAUUGCAGUCUUUGCAUUUCUCUAUUCGUUGGCAGCUACAGUGGUGUAUAUUUUCUUUCAGAAUAAAUAUCGUGAAAACAACAGAGGCCCUCUGAUUGACUUCAUUGUGACUGUGGUCUUCUCGUUCUUAUGGCUUGUGGGGUCAUCAGCUUGGGCAAAAGGACUCUCUGAUGUCAAGGUUGCUACGGAUCCUGAUGAAGUGCUUUUGCUAAUGUCAGCUUGCAAACAGCAAGGCAAUAAAUGCUUACCUGUUAGAGACCCUGCAAUGUCAGGAUUAAACACAUCUGUUGUGUUUGGAUUUCUUAACUUUAUUCUGUGGGCUGGCAAUAUUUGGUUUGUGUUCAAGGAGACUGGUUGGCACACAUCAGGUCAACGACACUCCCAAAGCACCAUGGAAAAGCAGCCAGCCCCAAGUGGAUUCAACCAACCUUACAGCCAGGGUUCAUCCGAUCAAGAAAGCUAUGGUCAAACUGGUGGAUACAACCAACAGAGCUAUGGACAGCAGCCAGGUUUUGGCCAACAAGCUUCCUAUGGCCAGAUUGGAGGAUACAGUCAGGGUGGCUAUAGCCAGCAUCCUCCAACUUCUUUUACCAAUCAAAUGUAACCUGCUCCAGCUGCAACAUUUGUGUGUUUUUGUCUGAGAUCUUCAUAGUGCCAAGUUUUCAGUUAGAGUUGAUUCACAAAAUGGCAUUGAGUAUUGCUAUGAUAUCAGUAAUGAGAAAUAUCAGUAGAAAGUGGCAGUAAUUUCAAAUGUUUGUUAAUAAUGGUGUCCAGGUGUUCAAAUAUUAAUAUGGUGAUUUAAGUAUUGAUGGUUACCAUAAGUAAAUUCUGCUUUAUAAAAUACCUCUGUGGUGAUUGUCUUUUAUAUGUUGUACUGAUAUAGUAAAAUCUGUUAAACUGUUGAAAUGCACUAAGUGUGCUUUGCUUGUACACUGUUUAUUCCUGCCAUCUGUGGUAGAUUCUCCCUAAACAAACAGAGGUAAGAUUGAAUUAAACAUUUUGCAUUUGGGUGAGAAGUAAGUGUCCCUUGCUGACUGUUAAAAUACUGUAUUGUAUUUAAAAAUAGCUUGUGCAUGAAGUUAUUGUACCUUUUACACUACGUGGCCUACUUUGAUGUGGUGAUACUUAAGAGCACCUUAUGUGAUGUUAGUAGAACCAAUAUGUCUACACUAGAAUGAAAUUUACCUUUGUAAGUUCACUUUUAAUGAAUGCAUUUUGUUCAAAAGUCUUUACAUGUUUGAAUGUAGAAGAUAUUUUGUUUAUGUAUCAGUAAAGAUUUGUAAAUGAGCUUAUUUUCAGCAUGCAAGUAUGUAUUUAUAAUAUCUAUUUCACUGCAGUAGUUAAAAUAACUGCAUCAGACAAUCCUAAAUUAUUGAAAAGAUCUUUACUAUGGAAAAUGCUUAAUUUUUAUGAAUGGAAGUACAACCAGCUUCUGCAACUUGCCACAGCUAUUUCUUUCAGUUAAUCCUUGGUACAGUCAGUCAUGUAGCUGCCUGCAAUGUUGUGUCACUGUGUCCGCACACUAAUGAAAUAGUGGUUGUAGAAAUACUGGAUUUAUAUCUGUGUAAAACAGUUAAUAUAUUAUGCUAGAUCUUUUGGCAGUAGCUACAGAUAUUAAAGCACAAAGCAACUAUUGUUCAUUCCUGUCUUUCUAACAUUUAGUACUGUGGUAUUGUGCUAAUGAUUGCAAAGUAGGUGUGUUAAUAUAUUCAAAGUAAUCUCUAGCAUACGUGACCAAAACCAUUGACCUGACAAUGUAAACCAGUUGACAAACCUCAAAAUCAGUUGCAUGAUUUACACAGUACAAUCUUAAUAAUCCUUAUGUUAUAACAACCUGCAUAGUGUGUUUCUUACCAGAUCCUAAUGGGCCAUGUUUGCUAUCAAAACAAUGGUAGAGUUACUGAUGGUGCUCAAAAUUAUUUACACAGAAAUGGUACAGCAACUUUAAAUGAGGGGCAAAUUUAUAUUUGAAACAAAAAUAUUUCAAACUGAUUUCAGAGUUCACCCUGAAAAAAGCACACAAUUGAAAUGCAUUGAACAUUGGUGUAUUUAUGCUAAACUUACUAUCAGAAGUUACAUCACGUCCAUUUCAGUCUAAGUUCCCCUUUAACAAUAAGGUAUUAAUUAAUCUCACGAUCACCCCACCACCUCCAUCCCAUUCCCCCACCCCCAACUCUAGACUGUAAUUUAUUCAGGUUUUAAUUGUUAGAGAUUAUUAUAAUUUUUUUCAAGCUAAUUUUUCAUUCUAUUUUUGUACCUGGUUUUGGUUGAAUUCAAUCACUUUAAUUUAUAUUUCUUUCUCAGUCUUCAUGUAAUUAACUGUAGAAUCCUUAAACCUGAUUGGUUCAGGAGAUCCAUCUUGCUUUCCCUGUUCACUCAGGUCCCAGGUACCAUAUAUUACUUUUUACGAUCAUAUCCGCUCAGACUUUAAGUGAUUUGCCACACAUAAAAUUUAAGGACUGAGAGGGUAAGUUCACUCUCUACAGCAAAAUAAACCUUACAUAGAGUAAAUAGAAAAGACCCAUAAUCUUUAGUAGAGGGGUUACAAAUCAGGAGGCAUAGACUUAAAGAGUAGAAGGAUCAGAGGAAUGAUGAGGAAAAUAUUUAUCACCUCAGGUAGGGGUGUGGAAUUUGUCAUCUGAAAAGGUGGUAGAGGCAGAAACCUACAGGGUGACAGAUUAAAUUUUGGAAGGUGGGAUCAGACUGGUAUUUCUUUUUCCACAAUGGGUUGAACGGCCUCCUGUGUUACAGGUUUUCCAUGAUCCUGAUGUUUUGAUUUUGUUCCAAUUCUUUCAUCAUGAGCAGAAUAUUGAACCUUCUUCUAAAGGAGGGUAUUAUACUCCACCCAGACCAAAGUUGCCUGAAAUGAAUCAGAAUUUUUACCAGUUACAUUAUUUAGUUUGUACCAUCAUAACAUUUUAAUAAUCCAACAAAAAUACAAAUUAUUUGGCUGAAAUUUUUUUAGUUAAUUAAUUUACAGUUUCAGAUAAAAUUUUAAACGUAAGUGACAAUUUUUGUGUUGGUCUCAUCAAAGCCUCUGGAUACAGUUCUUUAAAAAAGCUGAACUGUGUACUCGUCUAAUGCUUAAUAUCGGUGUAUAGCAACAAUAUUAUUGUUUGAUGUUUGUAUCUGGAUAUGAUUCCUUUGUUUGUUACAAGUACAGUACAUUGUGAUUUCCACUUUAAAUUAUCAAAUUAAAGUACGGUACUGCAUUCAA